Messenger RNA from Serendipita indica DSM 11827, 552 nucleotides. NCBI's taxonomy places the organism in Eukaryota, Fungi, Basidiomycota, Agaricomycetes, Sebacinales, Serendipitaceae. The record is from the annotation of a GenBank genome assembly.
AUGGAAAACCCGUUCGACCAUCGGCAGGAUCCGUACCCGCCGCGUCAGAACCAAUCUGGUUCACCAUGGAAUGUAAAUAAUCCGAAUAAUACUGGUGCUCCUCCGCCUCCGCCAAGACCACCGAGCAACCCCGCUCCCAACAACCGGGGAGCGUAUUUGCAGGGCAGCUAUACGCCUCAUAGUACUGAAGGUGCUGGAUAUGGGUACAACUCUGGUAUGUUCACAUUUGUUGUCAGUCUAGACCAGCUGGCACCCAGCGCAAUCUGCAAUGCUUGGCUUGUUGGAUCAACCCGAGCUGGCGCAUAUAUUGGACUAGGCUAUGACAAUCCAUACGGAGGAUACUACGACCAACCCGCAUACGAUAAUCCCAACAGCCUGUUCACAUCCACCGGCCAAGUCGUCUCCAACCAGCCCGUCGAUCAAAAUCCAAACCCAUUCCUCACAGCUGGAGGUCAACAAUCGAGCUUGUACAACGACAUACCCACCUUUUCCUCGUCGACGCCCGGCCAUGGAGGCGAUACGAUAGCGCACCGACGCCGUUUAGCGGCGUAA